AGCCGCCGAUUCCGCCGCCAGACCGUUCACUUCUCUGCAAGACCUCGUCUAAUCAGUUGUAACUGUACCAUUGUUAUUUUGUAUCUGUUUGCUGUUCUCUGCUUAAGUGUUUAUAGCUCGUCAUGAUAUCCAAGUGCCUGAUUUUGGCAGUCGUCCUGGCAGUGUCGGCGGUCAGGUCGGUGCCGGUCACCCAGGAAGAGUACGCCAGGUACAUAUCGCAGCAGCAGAUUGCCAGGCUGUCGGACAAACCACAACCAGCGGCCAGAAAGCCCGUUCUAUUGCAAGUGCUCCCGCCAGCGUACCAGCCCGCUGCUCGUGCAGCGGCUUACCAGCAGCCACAGCCGCAGCAAGCUUAUCCCGUGCCGUCGUAUCAACCCUUGCCCCAAGCGUACUCGCAACAGCCGGAAGAUUACCAAGAACCCGAACAGCAAUACCAGCCACCGUCAAGACCGCAAGCGGCUUACCCGAAACAGGCGCCUAGGCCCAAGCAGGCAACUAGGCCCUCCAAACAACAGGAAGAAGAAGAAAACGACAACGACCCCAACGCUCAAUACCAGUUCUCGUUCGACAUUAGCGACGACGAAUCGACCAACUAUCAUAACCGCAAAGAGACUAGAGACGGGCAAAAAAUAACUGGCAGUUACAGCGUCGUCGAUUCUGACGGUUUUAUCAGGACAGUAACUUACACAGCUGAUCCCGAAGAGGGAUUCAAAGCAGAAGUCAGCAGAGAGCCAACCAACAUCCAAGUAAAGGUUCCUACACCAACAACGGCAUCGCCAGCGCCUCAAUACCGACAGGCCGAACGCAAGCCUCAACCGCAAUACAUAACCCUUCCUAGUAACGAACAGGAAUCCGUGGAACAGCAACCGGGCCAACCGAUUUCCGGUUACUAUCGUCAAGCACAGCCGUUGCUGGUCAAGGCGCCGGCCCAUCGAUUCGCCGUCCCCAGACCACAAGCUGGCAAAGCCAACGCUCUGGGAUACGCGACCAACCCGACCACCGCUCCAAUCAUCUACCAGGCGUAUCAACAGUAACCGCCUGCCUGUUACAGACGAGGUUAGGUUAGGAAAACGUGUGCCGACGCAUCCCAACCACAGUCGGCGGUCAACCCAUCCCGGUCGGGGCUCACGUCCAGGCCGUACACGUAGUCCGAAUGGUUCCGUCGACUCAGGCACUGCGACUUCGACGGUGACGCGCUGUAGUCCCAUAUCCUAAACAAAACAAAAAAAAUUGUCAUUGUUCAUUAUUUUCUAGUUUUAAGAUUACAUUUAUCACUAUUAUUAUAUAAUUUUAAUAAAAUUGUAUUUAUAAUAUUUGUAA
Adelges cooleyi (spruce gall adelgid) is the source of this 1320-nucleotide messenger RNA. RefSeq names its product cuticle protein 19.8 (gene Cpr66D). Gene Ontology annotation, cellular component: extracellular matrix. The record is from RefSeq and is a predicted model, not a curated record. NCBI's taxonomy places the organism in Eukaryota, Metazoa, Arthropoda, Insecta, Hemiptera, Adelgidae. Bases 123 to 1034 code for a protein of 303 amino acids. The transcript is spliced from 5 exons.